Messenger RNA from Ylistrum balloti, 954 nucleotides. RefSeq lists its product as uncharacterized. The record is from RefSeq and is a predicted model, not a curated record. NCBI's taxonomy places the organism in Eukaryota, Metazoa, Mollusca, Bivalvia, Pectinida, Pectinidae. The transcript has a single exon. Bases 1 to 954 code for a protein of 317 amino acids.
AUGGCUACAAAAUCGAAGGUCCUGCCGACAACAGGAACUACAAAUAAGCCUUCAUCAGCACACGGAGAUUCGUCCUCCUCAGACGAUGCCUCAAGCAAACAAAAGCACAAAGCAAAGACUAAAGUAGUAUCAGAAUACGACAUCUCCGGCGAUACCAUUAGUAUCUGUCCUGCUGAUGAUGGAGGCAGCUGGACGUGUUACGAUUGUAGUGGACUCGUCACACAGAGAGACAAACAAGGGGAAGUAGUGAAGGAGAUUGAACACGGUACCAACAUCCGGGACAUUACUGUAUCGCCGAAAACGCAGCAUCUAUGGGCAUGCUGCUUAAAGGAUAAAACCGUCAUAGAAUUAACACCAGAAGGCAAAUUCAGUGUAGGUUUCAAAACUGAUGAUCAGCCGUGGUGUUUAUGUGCAACACUUGAUGGUCAUCUUCUUGUCGGAGUGGCAAAGAAAGUCACCAAAUACACAACCGAAGGGAAAGUAGUUCUUGUCUCGAAGAAAAUCAGAAUUCCGGGGAGAAGACAGCUAAUCUGUCUCCCGUACAAGAUUGCAGAGUGUCGAGCUUCCCAUAACAUCGCCAUAGUGGAACAAGAUCAGCCUAUAGAUGGAGGAAAAGAUGAACCACAUAUCCUCGUGAUGAAUAAGGACCUUCAGGAGCUGUUCCGAUUCCAAGGAAACAUUCCGAAGCGUUUUUCACAAGCUGCCAAGAAAAAAAUAGAAGCUGGUUCCUUUUUCCCCUUCGAUGUAACUUUUGAUGCCAUAGGUAAUGUGAUUGUAUCUGACUACAAUAACUGUAGUAUAUAUCUACUGAGUGGCCGUGGAGAGUUCCUUAACUUACUGUCCUCGAAUUCUAAAGUGGUGAGAGCAAUCUCCGUGGAUAGUGAAAAUAAUUUGUGGGCAGUGUUUGGUUCAUUUGGUUCUCAGAAGGUAAAAAUUUUGAAAUACAGCACGUGA